Messenger RNA from Peronospora belbahrii, 1485 nucleotides. The record is from the annotation of a GenBank genome assembly. Lineage: Eukaryota; Oomycota; Peronosporomycetes; Peronosporales; Peronosporaceae.
AUGUCACCAAGAAGCUCACGAGUAUGCAGAUUUCUACUGCUGACAGCAGCUACAUCAUUACUUACAUGUGCAUUCUCUGUCACCUCUAAUGAAGAGAGUGACAAGAUCCCAGUACGAUUUGCUGCGUCAGAGCCGGAUGCUAGCGAAGUUACAGUGCCCGAGUUUGUUGCCACGAACAAUUGGCAGGAGCUAUUGCCUGGACAGGGUAUACCGCGGGGACUUCACGUGCGUUUAAAUCUCGAGACGGGAAAGCGUGAGGCAAAACUGGUGGAUCCUAAUGAGCAGGACACCCACGAAUCCAUGCGAUCGGUAGUCGUUAACCCUAAUGCAGAGGAUACCAUGAUAACGGUGUCUACAGAUAUCUCAGGAGAAAUUGUGUCGGAUGACGACAUGCUUAUUGUAAACGAUGAGGAAGGUUUUAGCAACGCGGCUGAAAGCACAAAGUCAGCCGACGAAGAAGCAGAAAAAGCUGACACUGAAGCAUUUGAGCCGAGUUGGAACCAUGAGAAAAUGUAUGACGUAUUACAGGCAUUGCCUGAGCCGCCUAAGGUUGAAGGCAUGAAUAUUCAUGAAGCACGUGAGAAGUUGUCGCCUGCAGAAUUUCGCCAGCAGGUCGUUUCUCUGUGGAAGAAACGCCAAGAUGAGUUGAAAGAAGCCCUUGAGUCACUCCAGGAUGACGCAAAGUAUCUGGGCAAAUUGCUGGAGCAAUUUAAAGAGGCUGAGAAUAAUAGCGAUACGGAGGGCCAAUUAUCUGUGCUUGAGGUAUUGGAGUGGGAAGUGCAGGAUCUGGAUAAGACUCACGUAUUUAACUUCAUUGGCGGAUUUGGCAUCAUCGCCGAGUAUCUGAAUUCGACAAAUUUACCUGUUCGAGCGCGCGCCGCAUGGGUGACAGGGUCUGCAGCUAAGAAUUACAAGGACGGUCAAGAGUGGGCGAUCGACGCCGGGGUGGUGCCCAAGUUAGUCAACUCGUUAACUCUGGAAGUCCCAAAUGCUGUCGAAUCAGCAGAUGAUGUUUUGGAAGUCAAGAAGAAGGCUGUUUACGCUUUGUCCUCAAUUGUGAAAACUAAUGAGCGUGGACAACGACUAUUUUUGCUUCUUGACGGACCAGAGCUUCUGGCAGAAUUGUUUACUGAUGCACAUCCUGCUCAGCUUCAGCUAAAGGUUCUUCUGUUCGUGUAUGACCUACUCGCGGAAGCAGCUGAGCGCAAGUUACUUAAUGGUGAACAGCCAGCGCCUUCUCCGUUAAUAAAGCUCGAGAGAGUUUUCCAGUCAACGGAUUGGUGUGAGCGCUUUUCAACAACUUUUGUGAAAAUGGCUCCACUUCUUGGUCGCCGGAAAGCAGUUGAGCUUGUGGACGCCAUGCGUCACCAGUUGCCUAUGUGUCAAGUUGUGUUCCAGACUUCAGAUGUCAAGUCUGUGGUGAAGAAACUAGGGCAGGAAUUGUUAAACGACCAGGAAGCCGAUGAAGCGGAAAAGAGGAGCUGA